CUAAACAGGGAGGGUUUUUUCAGAGAACAUAAUAUACAAGAAAACAAUUGCUUGCUUCAUAACAAGCAACACCAAUCAAUGGAUGAGGCAAACAACAACAUGUAUGGGGAAAUUGAAGAAAUUAUCGACAAUAUCGAACAGAGGUUUAACCAGAUCAACAAAUUUAGCAUACUUGACUAUCCUCCAUAUGAUCAUCACUUCUUCAAAUAUGACAGAAAUUCCAAGAACAUGGGAUUGGAGAGCGCCUUUCGCCAACGAAUCGAAAAAGAAUGGCUUUUAUUGGAGAACAAGCUUCCCAGUUCCAUUCUUGUCAAGUCUUAUGAGAAGAGGAUUGAUCUUAUGAGGACAGUCAUAGUUGGUCCACCCAAUACGCCUUACGCCCAUGGCCUCUUCUUUUUCGACCUACUUUUCCCAAGAAACUACCCUAAUUGUCCUCCAAGAAUUCAUUACCAUUCUUAUAAUCUUGACUUGAACGAAUUUUUGGACCCUAAGGGUAAGGUUACACUUAGUCUAUUGGAAGGUGGUAACUUUGUGACUAACUGGUAUUGUGGUGUUCAAGGCAAGUGGAAUCCAGAAAAGUCUAACAUAUUGCAAGUGCUCACAACUAUUCAGACUUCAAUCUUGAGUACGACACGCGUAAAUCCUAGUGGUAGAGAAGGUUACAAGAAAGCAUUUACCUUGACAUGUAAGGGCAUGAUAUAUAUGCUGAGGAGACCCCUCAUGAACUUCCGAGAUUUUGUAGAAGGAUACUUCAGGACAAGGGCUCACUAUAUUCUGCUGAACUACAAGAAGCAAAUGGAUGGCAGUGACUUGAUGGUUAAUCUUUUCCAUGAACUCUACAGGGCUUUUGAACAGAAUGGAACCUAUUGCAAGCACCAUCGUUUGGUAGACCUUCCGGCAAAGGAGAAGAUCAAACAGCCAAGGGUUUGUUAAGAAUGUUGUAACUAUCUUGAGCAACGUACUCUCUAAGCUGAAAAAACCUGGCCUGAGAAAAAAGAUAGGAGUAGUAGUAGUUAAUAUGGUAUGCGGAUGAGCAGAAUGUAGUUUACAUAAUCAUUCUUUUAUUUUUUUCAAUGCUAG
Solanum tuberosum (potato) is the source of this 1080-nucleotide messenger RNA. Its product is annotated as putative ubiquitin-conjugating enzyme E2 38. Gene Ontology annotation, molecular function: ubiquitin conjugating enzyme activity. The transcript has a single exon. Lineage: Eukaryota; Viridiplantae; Streptophyta; Magnoliopsida; Solanales; Solanaceae. The record is from RefSeq and is a predicted model, not a curated record. The coding region runs from base 79 to 933 and encodes 284 amino acids.